CGCUGGUUGUUAUCUCUGCGUUCAACCUCAGGGCAAGGGUUAUCGCUGCCACCACCACUCCCCGCCAGUAGCAAGCCGAUACCAGCAAACUCAAUAUCGCACCGCAGUUCCAAUUUCAAAUAAUACUGGCCGGUUCAUGCAGCGACAAAAAAAAACAUUUUGACGUUUAAGUUUUUAUUUUUGGCGCGUUCUGUUAAAAAAGUUUGAAUAAACUCUUUGGUGUGCACGGAUUUGAAAGUGAAGAAGUUUGUUGGAGCAACAGUUCAAGAUUUGAUCACGACAGGUGGAAAUGCAAAGCGGGAAAGUGUUAUUGUGUCUAGUUUUAUUUGCUGCGGCAGCGUGUCUCCAGUCGGACGGGGCCACCCUCCCGCUACUGCUGAGCCGUCAGAACACGAUUCACGACGUGGAGCAAGGCCCGGAGUCGGCGGUCCCGGCCGAGCUGAUGCGGGCCGUGCGCGAGGGCGUCCCACCGCCGCUGUGUGCCGGCCGCUGUGGGGCGCCCCCCGCCGGCCCGGUGUGCGCGUUCGAUGCGCUCGGCACGGCCAGGACGUUUGCUACGCUUUGUGAGCUGGAGGCGGUGUCGUGUCGCGAGAGCACUUAUUACGCGAUAACGAGUCUCGGGGAGUGCUGAUAGGAACCUCCGACCACCACGCGGGCUGUGAGGAUGCAGAAUAAUGACUCGCAGUUGCCACAAACUGAGUCAAUGUUCUGAGGUGCAAGUUGAUACGCCUGCUGCGCGUAUGAGAAUGAAGGACCAAUAUUGUAAUACUUUACUUUAGUGUAACUUAAUUAAGGUUUAAUUUACCUAAGGGUUCUAAAGUA
This is a messenger RNA of Plutella xylostella (diamondback moth), 822 nucleotides long. RefSeq lists its product as uncharacterized. Lineage: Eukaryota; Metazoa; Arthropoda; Insecta; Lepidoptera; Plutellidae. The record is from RefSeq and is a predicted model, not a curated record. Gene Ontology annotation, molecular function: protein binding.